GUGUCCACUGCCUUUAAAAGAAGAUGUCCAAGCCAAGAAUGAUCUCGACAAAGCGCUAAACCAACGGGGGGUGACUUGGCUCGGUGGAGGGGUUGCCUUAUUCAUCCAUGCUCCUCAGCCUUUGUUCAGAAUCAACAAUAUUAAGCGAUUAUAUAAGUCUUUGUUGGGCGUAUAUCUUUGAGAGCUCAUUCACCGGUGUUUACGCGGAUCUCUUGGAGGUGUUAUGCCAUGAUGGGAAUUCCGUGUACGGGUUGGAGACAUUGUGCAUACGGUAUACUACACUGAAAUUUCAACGUGUCACCUUGGAUCUUUCUCGAGAGACUUCGAAGCUGUGUUUUCACUUCAACACAUCAUCUUUACACCAGAAAGAAAUCUUCAUGUGCGUUGUAAUCGUCGGUCUGAUUGUUCAAGGAUGUUUCUUAUUGAUGACUUCAAGCGUUCACAAACAUAAGAACAUUGUAGACAUGACGAACAUUCGGGCCAUGACAAACGACAUCAACCAUCCUGCAAUAGAGCGCCACCAGCGGUCAAAUAACGAGAGUGAACAAUUAAUUGCGAACGAUGUAGAUAAACAAAGUCCGCAGCAAUUAAGGGUUGCCUCGACCAAGUUGUUGACCAUUGAUCCAGCCACUGUCAAGAAGACGCCUCCAAACUCGUCCACAGAGGGCCGCUGCCAUUACAGGGUCCAAGUGUACGACAAAAAUGGAAAACUUUCUGUACACAAACCAGUGCUUAAAAAUGUUGUUAAACGAUCUACAGGCGGAGCAGUUGUACGAACCACCAUACCCUGCGACAAUCAGUGCACUAUUGAGCUCACUCUCGCUGAUGAAAAGAACAAGUUUGAAGGAAUGGAUGCAGUUGUCUUUCAUUUCAUGAAACUCCUUAUUCCAAAACCCCUUCCAGAGCCGGCACAUCCCAACCAGACGUGGAUAUAUCACUCGUGGGAGUCCCCGCGUUCAAACAACGGCGAAGGUUUAAAGAUCAACCGUCUACCUGUCCACGCCACGUGGACAUACCACCGGGGCUCGGAGAUCGUCACUCCGUACGGAUUCUACCGGCCAGGGGUCCCCAUGACAAACCAGACGAAAUCACCCAAAGAAUGGGUUAAAGGAAAGAGGAAAUUGGUAGCGUGGAUGGCCAGUAACUGUGUUAACACCUUCUGGCCAAGGAGUGCCUUUGUGAGUGAAUUGAAGAAAUUGGUUCCCGUGGAUACUUAUGGAGCGUGCGGAUCGUUGAAAUGCACACCGAGCUGGUCAAAGAAAUGCACGGUGGACUUACUGCGACAGUAUAAGUUCUACCUAUCUCUGGAGAAUGCGGAAUGCGGUGAUUACAUCACGGAGAAACUAUGGCAGAAACCGCUGAUGCAAGGAGUGGUUCCAAUCGUCUACGGUCCCAACAGAAAAGUCUACGAGGAUCUCACACCUCCAAACUCAUUCAUAUACGUCGGUGAUUACAAGAACGUGAAAGAACUCGCGGAUUACCUGAAACUGUUGGACUCCAAACCCGAGCUGUAUGCCCAAUAUUUAGCGUGGCAGUACAAGGGUAGCAUUGGACUUCCUAAACCGAUGCACGAGUCACAUGAACCUACCAUCUUCUGCAAUCUUAUACCGACGAUAGAGAAAGUUAGACGGGGGGAGUUGAAGAGAGUGCCGGUCGGACAAAGCAAAUUUGCAAGAGCGUGUAGGGCUCCCGUUAAAGGUCGAUCGGUCUCAAUUUACGGUGUACGGAAAUGGGACCCUUGGUAAAAUAAUAUUUAUAAAAAUUGAUUGAUUUAUAGUGUGUACAUUCCAUUAAAAUAUACACAAGCGCGUAACAAAAUAUAGACAAUGCUUACAAAGCAAACAACUGGUAAAGGCAAGGAAAUACGAAAUACCACCCUAAAUAAGAAAGACAACAUUAUUCACAGGGCAAGGGAAAGCGGCCUUCUUGGAUUUAUUAAAAACAAGAGUUUAAAAAGCAAUUAGGUAAACAGAAUAAUACUAAUAAUGAUAUUCAAAAAAAAUAGUUAAAGGCCUGACGGUUCGAGCAUAACAGAGUCUUAUUAAUAUAAGUAGCGUUUAUUAUUUCAUUGUGAUUAGUCUUCGGUUUUUUUUGUUUUGUUUUUUUUCAAUUCAGAAAAUAAAUCUUUCCGAAGAAGGUUUUAGGCGGCAAAAAAAC
Molecule: messenger RNA, 2157 nt
Organism: Asterias rubens (European starfish)
Lineage: Eukaryota; Metazoa; Echinodermata; Asteroidea; Forcipulatida; Asteriidae
Exons: 2
Coding region: 108-1745 (545 amino acids)
Cellular component (GO): membrane
Molecular function (GO): alpha-(1->3)-fucosyltransferase activity
Source: RefSeq, a predicted model, not a curated record